AUGAUGAAAACAUUGUGCUCUUUACUAGCGGUGGUACUAUUCGUAUCGAUAGUAAAGUCUGACAUCUAUUACGAUUUGGAUGACGAAGAUUAUAGUCGAGAAGGUUUGGGUCGAAACUUUACCGGCAAAGUAGUGUUGACAACGGGCUCCAGCUCUGGCAUCGGUGAGGGAAUUGUCAAACUGUUCUCCCGAUUGGGCGCCAAUGUUGUGGUCACCGGACGGAAGGCCAAUGAAGUGCAACGCGUGGCUGAAGAGGCCCAGGAAUUGUCACCAUUGAAAUUAAAGCCAUUGGCUAUAGUGGCAGAUGUGACUAAAUCUGCUGAUUUAAACCGUUUGAUAAGCAAAACUAUCGAUACUUACGGCAAACUGGAUAUACUGGUAAACAACGCCGGCGCCGGCUUUUACGGGCCAUUUCGGGCGCCAGAUUUUUUGACCAAAUUUGAUCAGUCGGUGGCACUCAAUCUCAGGGCAUAUCUCGAGUUAACCCAUUUGGCGGUCCCUUAUUUGGACAAAACCAAUGGCACUAUCAUUAGUAUAUCCAGUACUUCAUCAACAUUACCGACCCCAGGAGGUCUGGCGUACGAAGUGGCCAAAACAGGUGUCGAUAUGAUGACCAGAACACUGGCCCUGGAGUUGGGCCCCAGGAUUCGUGUCAACACUAUUAAUCCGGGGUUAAUAUUGACCAAUUUUAUCAACCACACUGACCCCGAUGUGAUUACCAAGAUAGACAAGGAGGUAAUCGCUCGGACGCCGUUAAAAAGGCCGGGCGUACCCCUGGAUAUCGCCCGAGCGGUUGUUUUUCUGGCUUCAAAAGAGGCCAGUUUUAUAACUGCGGCUAAUCUGGUGCCACUCCGUCAACAGUUUGACAAAAGUGAUAACCCGCGGUCACAACAGGUCACCGGACGGAAGAGCCAAGAGGUCAGUCGUGUGGCCAAAGAAGCUCAGGAUUUGUCGCCACAGAAACUACAGCCUCUGGAAGUGGUGGCAGAUGUGGGUAAAAGUGAUGAUCUAAAGAGACUGCUGGACGAGACAAUCAAAGCUUACGGUAAAUUAGAUGUGUUGGUCAAUAACGCCGGUUUUGGUCAAUACGCGGGUAUACGAGACCCAAAACUCAUGCAAGUGUUUGACACCACUAUUGCCGUCAAUUUGAGAGCAUAUCUGGAGUUAAUCCAGUUGUCUGUUCCUUAUUUGGAUCAAACAAAUGGUACCAUUAUUAGCAUGUCUAGUAUUGCUGCAUUGACCCCGUCAAUGAUUGGUAUGUCUUACGACGUCUCGAAAGCAGCCAUUGAUAUGAUGUCUAAAUCACUGGCUCUGGAAUUGGGCCCCAAAAUCAGGAUUAAUGUUAUUAACCCAGGAGUGACAUUUACCAACUUCUACCAUGAGAAUCCCAGUAUAAAUGCAGAUACUGUGAGCCGGUUCAUAGCGUCUACACCAUUGAAACGUGUGGGCCAUCCCCUGGAUAUGGCCCGAGCGGUCGUAUUCUUAGCCUCGAGUGACGCCAACUUUAUAACCGGCGCUAAUCUAGUGAUUGACGGCGGAGUCGUCCAUAAUAUGCCCGCAAAAACAUAA
This is a messenger RNA of Medioppia subpectinata, 1569 nucleotides long. NCBI's taxonomy places the organism in Eukaryota, Metazoa, Arthropoda, Arachnida, Sarcoptiformes, Oppiidae. The record is from the annotation of a GenBank genome assembly.